This is a messenger RNA of Solenopsis invicta (red fire ant), 1582 nucleotides long. RefSeq lists its product as uncharacterized. The coding region runs from base 387 to 1028 and encodes 213 amino acids. NCBI's taxonomy places the organism in Eukaryota, Metazoa, Arthropoda, Insecta, Hymenoptera, Formicidae. The transcript is spliced from 2 exons. The record is from RefSeq and is a predicted model, not a curated record.
GGUCAACUAAAAUUGGAACGGCACGGCAGUAAAAUUUUGUUAGGGUCAAUGCAACCCAUAUAAUGUGUGAGUGAAACUUUUUGUGAGUAAUUUUAUAAAAUUAAUCUGAUAAAAUCCUAUAAAAAUUUCCCGGACAAAACGUGUUUGAAUAGGUCUUUUAACUAUAUUACUCGCAUAUACUCUGUCUAAAGUUAAAAUACUAUAUAGUGCAGUAGAGAAGAGAUUUUUUAAGCGCGUUCUGCGGACGAGUCUAAUACGCAGCGCUGUGAAGAAAGGGAGCUUCUAGGCUGGGCCUACGCGCAGUGCUGUGGAGUGGGAGAAGUCCCCCAAGUUUUGUACGAUCUCGAAAGACGUGCAAAAUUUUACACUCAGUAACUGAGAAUCAUAUGACGAUAAAGACGUGCUGUGCAUUUCGGAAAGAGAGCUGUUGUUAUUUUGGAAAUUUAUUACGCAAAAUGGAAUUGCGAUCACGAAAAUCGUCAGAAGUAGUAAAUAUACUUUUGAAAUCCGCUGAAGAAAAUUUUGACAAUAUAGAUAAUUUGAGCGACAAAGGAGAAGACUAUUUAGAAAAACACUGCUCAACAGUGUCCGAGGAAGAAGCUGAAUCUGACAUAAAUGACUCAGGACAAAUUAUUGAUCCAGAUGAGAGGCAGCGUAAAAAGAAGGGACGUUCAUGUAAAUAUUUACGCGCAUCUAAUUUUAAAUGGUUGUUUAACGCACCAGAAUCUCGAGGUAGAUCAAUUAAAACAGAAUUUGACACUAUAAAAGCUAAAGCAAAAAGUGCUGCAAAAUCCGUUUCAAUACUGCUCGAAACCUGGUCUCUUCUUUUAUCAGAUGAUAUUUUAAAUAAAAUUAUUUUACACACGAACAUAGAAAUCGAAUGGCAUCGAUAUAAAUUACUAACUGAAAAUAAAUUCAUACCAUCUUAUUACAACCAUAUGACUUUAAUGGAGUUUAAAGCUUUUAUAGACUUAUUGUGUUGUGCUGGAUUCAAUAAAUUAAAUUAUACGAAUAUUCGACGUUUAUGAUUUCCGUUUUCAAUGCCGUUAUUUAAUGCAACGAUGUCAGAAAACAGAUUCACAUUUUUAUUAAUUUGUCUCCGAUUUGAUGAUAAAGAAACGCGCGCACAGCGUUAAAAAACUGACAAUUUUUCUCGCAUGAGAGAAAUAUGGGAUGGCUUUAUUGCGAACUGUAUAAAAUAUUAUGAACCUAGCAAUACUUGCACUGUAGACGAACAGUUGCUCAAUUUUCGCGGCCGAUGUUGUUUUCAUAUGUAUAUUCCAAGUAAGCUAGAUAAAUAUGGUUUAAAAAUUAUAUCUUUAAAUGACACAAAAAUAUUUUAUAUGAUUAAUGCGAUUCCAUAUGUAGGAACUGUAAGGGAUAAGGAUCCAAUGGAAUCAAUACCAACUUAUUAUGUUCGACAAAUUUGUGAGCCUAUUUAUAAUAGCAAUCGUAAUAUAACAUGUGAUAAUUGGUUCACAUCUGUACUUCUCGUUGAUAAAAUGAAAAAAGAUUAUAAUAUUACGAUUGUAGGAAUAAAAAAAAAAAAAAAAAAAACGAGAGAUUCCGAAUCCGUUCAAAA